Oncorhynchus gorbuscha (pink salmon) is the source of this 5420-nucleotide messenger RNA. Its product is annotated as copine-3-like. Gene Ontology annotation, molecular function: calcium-dependent phospholipid binding. The record is from RefSeq and is a predicted model, not a curated record. The transcript is spliced from 16 exons. NCBI's taxonomy places the organism in Eukaryota, Metazoa, Chordata, Actinopteri, Salmoniformes, Salmonidae. Gene Ontology annotation, cellular component: plasma membrane. Gene Ontology annotation, biological process: positive regulation of tumor necrosis factor-mediated signaling pathway; regulation of canonical NF-kappaB signal transduction; cellular response to calcium ion. The coding region runs from base 62 to 1762 and encodes 566 amino acids.
GUUUUUAUGGUCGCUGAUCAUCCAAUGUUGAGCUCACUUGACCAUCUGCCACACCUUUUUUAUGAAAUAUUUCCUCGACUCCACAUUCAUUUCGUGUUACGGCAGUGUGCUGUUCAGUUGCAACUGUUUCAAAAGAGACCUGAUAUUCCGUUUCAAGAUGGCUUCUCAAUGCGUGUCAAAAGUAGAACUCUCCAUCUCGUGCAGCAAUCUCCUCGACAAAGACGUUGGAUCCAAGUCUGACCCACUCUGCGUGCUGCUGCAGAGCAUUGGGGAUGACAAGUGGACCGAGUUGGACCGCACAGAGCAGGUGAAAAAUUGCCAGGACCCCGAGUUCUCCAAGAAGCUGCUCCUGGACUACCACUUUGAGAAGGUGCAGAAGUUGAAGCUGGGUGUCUAUGACAUAGACAACAAGUCUGUCGAUCUGAAGGAUGAUGACUUCCUGGGGGGGUUUGAGUGUACGCUGGGACAGAUUGUGUCCAGCAAGAAGAUUACCAGACCUCUACAACUGAAGAAGGGGAAGCCUGCAGGCAAAGGCACCAUUACUAUUACUGCUGAGGAGAUAAAGGAUAACAGGGCCAUAGUGCUGGAGGUGGAGGCUAAAGGCCUGGAUAAGAAGGACUUGUUUGGGAAAUCUGAUCCAUUCCUAGAAUUCUUUAAGCAAGGAGAUGAUGGCAAGUGGCAGCUGGUUCACAGAACAGAGGUUGUCAAGAAUAAUCUGAGUCCGUCAUGGAAGAAAUUCACUGUGGCUCUGCAAACAUUCUGCAACUGUGACAUGAGCAAACCAAUCAAGGUGCACUGCUCUGAUUAUGAUAGUGAUGGCUCGCAUGACCUUAUCGGUGUUUUCCAAACUAAUGUGUCUGAGCUGCAGAAAGCUGCCCAUGGUUCACCGGUGGAGUUUGACUGUGUCCAUCCAGAAAAGAAGAAGAAGAAGAAGAGUUACAAAAACUCUGGAGUAAUCGGUGUCAAGAGCUGCCAGAUACAGGCACAGUACACAUUCCUGGACUAUGUCAUGGGAGGUUGCCAAAUAAAUUUUACGGUGGGCAUUGACUUCACUGGGUCAAACGGCGACCCUCGCUCUCCACAGUCCCUGCAUUACCUGAGCCCUGACGGUCUGAACCAGUACCUGUCGGCCACCUGGUCAGUGGGCCUUGUUGUCCAGGACUAUGACACUGACAAACUCUUCCCUGCCUUUGGAUUUGGAGCUCAAGUGCCCCCAGACUUCAAGGUAUCCCAUGAAUUUGCACUGAACUUCAACCCAAGUAAUCCUUACUGUCAAGGGGUCCAAGGGAUUGUGGAGGCCUACCGCAUGGCCCUACCUCAGGUGAAGCUAUACGGUCCCACCAACUUCUCCCCCAUAAUCAACCACGUGGCAGGCAUCGCGUCAGGGGCGGCACAGCAGAACAACGCAUCGCAAUACUUUGUCCUGCUAAUCAUCACCGAUGGCGAGAUCACGGACUUGGACCAGACCCGGGAUGCCAUCGUCAGGGCCUCACGGCUGCCCAUGUCCAUCAUCAUCAUCGGGGUGGGCGAAGCAGACUUCAAGGCCAUGGAGCUGCUAGAUGGAGACGACGGCGUACUCAAGUCCCUGAGUGGCGAGCCCGUGACCAGGGAUAUUGUGCAGUUUGUGCCCCUCAGACAGUUUGCCAAUGCCCCUAAGGAAGCCCUCGCCCAGAGUGUCUUGGCUGAAGUGCCCAAUCAACUUGUGUCUUACUACAAGAUGCUGAAACUGGAUCCAGUCAACAUUCCUGCCCCCAAAGCUUAGUGGAGCAAGCAGAAAUGCAGCACUUUGCAUUCCUAGCCACAUGAGGGAGCCAGCACACUCCACCACACAGGGUUUUGAGUAUGCCCACUAUCGGAUGUGAAAAUACUGAAAUUAUUUCUGUCAAUGCUCAUUUUGCCUUUUGAUGCCACUUAUAUUCUUUUUUUCUACAGUCAUAGAUAUUUCUCAUUCUUUGCUGCUUCAGAUAUUCUUCUUUCAUUCCUCUGGAAGUAACAAGGAGUUCAAGAAGGGUGAUGUUAAAAAAUAGUGGAAAGGAGAGCUUUAAAUAAAGCCAAAAUAAUCAUGCAUUUCAUGUAAUGCCGCUUCAAAACAUUUGAUUAAAUAAAGUAGGCUACUCGCGUAACACAAAAGUUUGAACUCCUCGAUCAGAUCAAGAGCGUAAUUGCGUUUUGGUACACAAACUCUGUUUCAGAAGCAGUGCGUUCUGUGUGGCGCAUACAUGGAUUUAUCCAACGUAUGCAUUGAAUUGUAUUUGUAGACUUGACGGAAAUAGUAACAAAAGGUGAAUGUUGAACUUUUGUACACAUCCAGUAAAACGAUUGUAUUAUGUAAUGAAAAAAGUUUGACCGCCAGAAUUGAUUUUGCAGCAUUGCUGCAAUGAUGCUGUAGGUCUGAUCAAGGUGUUACAUCUUCAUAAUAAUAAUAAUGGCUACAAAUGCUUAGCUUGCACCGCACGUUACAUGUUUCUAAAGGCUUCUGUAUGCUUUGGUUCAGCCGAAAUUGGCUCGGUGAACCGAACGAGUGUGCUUGCAUACUCCCUUAAAAGACCUUCGCUUGAGAAAAAAAAAAGCAGUGAUAGUACUGUUUGUCCAACUUGAGACUCUGUAGCCAGUAUACACUUCCUCAAAAUAGUCAGAAGUAAUCUAAGAUAACUGAAGAAAUCUGUCAUACAUUUUUACUUUGUUGAAUGACUGAGCGUAGCCUAGUGGUUAAAGCAUUGGACUAGUAACGGAAAGGUUGCAAGAUUGAAUCACCGAGCUGACAAGGUACAAAUAUAUCAUUCUGUCCCUGAACAAGGCAGUUCCUAGGCUGUAAUUGAAAAUAAGAAUUUGUUCUUAACCGACUUGACUAGUUAAAUAAAGUUUUUUAAUUUUAUUAUUAUUAAAAUUGACAAACAUUACUGUUGACCAAUGACUGGCGAAGGGGUGUACGGCUACCGAAAUUCAGCUUGCCUCAAGGUUUAUUUUGUGUGCGAACAGACAAAUGUCAAUGCCGUCCUAAUAUAUGCACGAACUAUGCCAAACUGUUUCGGAUAGGAAGCAUGCGGACGCCUUUUGUCUCGUGUGGCCAGCCUUUCAAAUCCCGUAUCUUCAGAUUUGGAUUUUUGAGUUUGAAGUGGCUGCAUUUGUUUUGUAUCUUGUUCAUGUGUUGCAAGUCAGAAUCUCUUUGGAACUAUACCAAACUCCAAUUUAGAACCUCAGACUUUAACACAAUGUGUUUCUUAGCAGAAUUUGUUGAGCAGUGGCAUAGUGUGUUUGUAGCCAACUUUUUUUUUCGGGUAUACUUUACUUUAUUUCAUCUUUAUUUUCAUUGCAAAGACGCUUCCUCCGUUAUAGAGGUUAGUCAGGGUGAUUCUACGUUAUCAGUGCCAACAUCUUCAUUUCCUAAUUGUGUUUGUUAUAUCUUGGCCAUUAUCAUUCCACCACUCAAACUUGAAUACUUGUGCAUGGCCUUUUGCACUGCUUAUUAUCCUUUAUGCAAUGUAGGUUUUUUCAAUAGUGUAUGUCACAUUAUGAGAGCUGGUAUUAUACACCACCUUGCACUUAAUAUGCUUAGUGUAUGUCACAAAUUCCAAAAUGUAAACAUAACUGGAGACAGUCAUUUUUGGAGGCAUGACGCUACAGUAUAGGUAGGAAUAGGAUUGGUAGCUAGCUAACUCUAAAUCAAUCUAUAAAACUCUAGCGAGCUAACUGAAACAAACUGAUGUGGCUCCAGUAAUGUUCACAUUUUGACGUUUGUAACGUAUCCAAUUUAGAAUGGUAUUCUCAUGCUGGAGAUUAAUUAGAAAUGUAUGCUUUUGAUGUUAGAUGCUUUUGCCUAUUCUAUUUUCUCCCUAAAACAAUGGAAACUAAAAUGAUAGAUUUGAGAAUGUAAUGUUUAUGUAUUUACAUUAGGGGGUCGUUCCCACAUGUCCAUAUCUUGGUCAUUGAUUCAGACAAAGUCUUGAUUUUGAUGCAAUUUGAAAGCAUACAAACAGGGUUGUAAUUUUUACACCUUUUUGACGUCAAUUAACAAAACAUGUUUUUCUUGUGUUAUGCUGUAGUUUAUACCCUAUUUCACAUCAAAUUAGGUGUUUGUUAUGCCCACCAUACUAUUUAAAUACAGUACAAUACUAAAAUGUGAAUUAAAAUGUAACAUUUCAACUCCAAAUGGUACCAUAAAAAUUGUUGCAGAGAAUGUUGACUUGAAUGGGAAUUUCCAUUGUUUUAAAUAAUAUUGUCAAUCUUCUAUAGCAGGGGUAUUCAACUCACCCUACGAGGUCCGGAGCCUACUGGUUUUCUGUUAUACCUCAUAAUGAAUUCCACACACCUCCUGUCCCAGGUCUAAAUCAUUCACUGAUUAGAGGGGAACAAUGAAAAAAAUACAGUGGAACUGGCUUUGAGAUCCAGAGUUGAGUUUGAGGGUUCUAUAGGAAACGUGUUGAAAUCGUAGAAAAAUAUAGAUGAUCGAAUAACUCCUCAAACGAGAAUCCAGGUGUGUGUGAAAUCAAUUCCGGUAGAACAGAGAACCAGCAGGCGCCGGACCUUGUAGUGUAUGAGUUGAGUACCGCUGGAAUAGACAGUCCCAUUCAACGGUGAGAGGACCGGCAGCAGUCUUUGUGGUUAGUAGUUUGACAUUAAAAUGUCAAUACCAGCUAAGUUGUAGUGGUCUGAAGGGAUAGGUCCAAUCUAGGAAUUCUAUUUCUCUGAUUGAAAUUACACUCCCUGUUAUCAAGUGUGCUGAUGGUGGGGACAACGAACACCACAGAUUUUGUAAAAUAGGGUCUCUGCUACAAUAUGUGAAUAUGAAAAACUUAGUGAGUUGAAUGGACUAUUAUUGAUGAAAUUUUAUUUUAAACAACUUUCUACAGUGAGACGACCUAAUGAUGGCUGUUUUUCAAAGGGGUCUCUGUAUUUCCGAAAUGUGGUGUGCAAUUAUAAUUAAGACAAAUGUUCUAUUAUGUUUUUAUUUUAUUAUUUACGAAAAUUAGUUCUCUGCCAUGAAUCUGGUUUGCUUUAGUAAUGUGCUUUUGAGGCCAAAGUGGAUUUGGGUGUAAUCUACACAUUUGAACAGAAUCUUAUUUUAUUUUUUUGUUCUUGCCCCACAUUGUUUGGGUUACUACACAGGGCCAUGGGCUUGGUUUUGUGUUUGUUAUACAGCAAGACUGAUGGCAGCAUUUGUGCCAUUUAGAUUAGAAAAAACACUAACUUAAUGCCAAACAGUUGUGUUAUGAGAUUUAAUUUAACUAAAUUAAGGAGCCAACACAAAUAAUAUAAAAAUGAAAUAUCAUUGUAAUUGUAACCAAGAGACCUUAUCUAAGCCUAGCCAUACCAACAUUCAGCCAAUUAUAUUUAGGAUGCUUUCGUUUUCACCCUUUCUGAAAUAUAGCUUUUUGCAACAUGUCUUUUGCAUUCUGAUAUAAAUACAUAUUUCAAAAUGA